This is a messenger RNA of Westerdykella ornata, 2271 nucleotides long. RefSeq lists its product as uncharacterized. Bases 1 to 2271 code for a protein of 756 amino acids. Gene Ontology annotation, molecular function: phosphorelay sensor kinase activity. The transcript has 3 exons. The record is from RefSeq and is a predicted model, not a curated record. Gene Ontology annotation, biological process: phosphorylation; phosphorelay signal transduction system. Lineage: Eukaryota; Fungi; Ascomycota; Dothideomycetes; Pleosporales; Sporormiaceae.
AUGACUGCCGACUCUACCACUACUACUACCACUAUCAACACCACCACCCACACCAACACCAACACCACCACCACCGUCACCGAUGACCGCCUGUCACUGGAAUUCUUCCGCCACACGCCCAUCUGCACCAUCAUCCUAGAUGCCUCGCUCGUCAUCCGUCAGGUCUCGGACAGUUUCCUCGACAUCGCGGGCCUUGGCAGCCCAACCGACGCACUGGGUCUUCACUUUGACGAUUUCGUUGACCGCGUCGCCGCCCUGCCCACCCUCGUCAGCGCACGCAAACCUCUGAGGAACGCUCAGGAAACGCUACGGCCUUCCGAACUGAAGCACCUCGAUGUGCCCGACGGCAGCGCUUGGAACAUUCGCAUAGUCCCCAUCCUUCGCCAUGCUUCUCUGCGCUACCUCCAAAUGGAGCUCACAGAUGUCACAACCGAGCAUCAGAGGCAGCUGGACCUCGAGGAACGCCUCUACACAAACGAAACUUUCCGUAUCCUGGUCGAGACGGUCAAGGAUUACGCCAUCUUCAUGCUCGAUCCCAACGGAAACAUAGCGACGUGGAAUGCCGGUGCACAGCGCUUCAAAGGUUACAAGAAGGAGGAGAUCAUUGGGAAGCACUUCUCCAACUUCUACUCCCAAGAAGACCGCGACAUUGACAAGCCAGGGAGAGAGCUGGCUGAUGCACUCCGUGACGGCCGCGUCGAAGACGAGGGAUGGCGCUAUCGAAAAGACGGCUCCAAGUUUUGGGCCAAUGUCAUCAUCACUCCCGUCUACCGAGGCCAGACCCUCUUGGGCUUCUCCAAGGUCACAAGAGAUCUCACCGAGCGUCGCUCUGCUGAAGUCAAGUUGAUCGAGGCAUAUGAAGAGGCUUCCAAAUUGAAAUCCGAGUUCUUGGCCAACAUGUCCCACGAAAUCCGCACCCCAAUGCAUGGAAUGUUGUCUGCAUUGACAUUACUACUAGACACCCCGCUAAAUCCCGAACAACGAGAGCUCGCUCAUGUCAUUGAGGAGUCGGGAGAGAUAUUACUGCACGUCAUCAACGAUAUCCUUGACUACUCCAAGCUGGCCUCGGGAUGCUUUUCCAUCAGCACCGAUAUCAUCAACGUGUCGGAGAUCCUUCAAACCAUUCACAGAGCACAAGAAAAAUGCAGAAAACCUGGAAUAGACCUGCAGACGUACAUCGAUCCCAAGCUUCCCAAAGCAGCAGAAGGUGACAGCCUGAGAUACCGCCAGAUUGUACAGAAUCUCAUGUCCAACGCCAUGAAAUUCACUGAAGAAGGCUAUGUCCAUGUCCAUGCGAAACUCCACGAGGAGGACGAUGAAUACUACACCAUUCUGACCGAGGUGGUGGACACUGGAAUCGGCAUACCUUCUGAAGUGUCUGGAUCCUUGUUCACUCCCUUCAUGCAGUUUGAUAACUCUGCAACCAAGCGUUACAAGGGUACCGGACUUGGACUGUCGAUAUGCAAGAGCCUAUCGGAACUAAUGGGCGGGCACAUUGGCUUCUAUGAUAAUCCAGAAGGCCACGGCAGCGUCUUCUGGUUCACAGCGAAGAUGAAGAAGGUCCAGCACGUCAAGGAUAUAGAUGACUUACAUGAGGAACUUGAGCAGCUGACACUCCGCACCUCCACAUCACCUUUCGAAGACGUCAAGCACGCAGCCGUUGGCAAGAAGAUUCUACUGGCGGAAGACAACCCGAUCAACCAAAAAGUCAUGCUUAAGAUGCUGACGAGCCUGGGCUUCAGGGAUAUAGACGUGGCCCUAGACGGAAGAGACGCAGUUGCCCUCUCCAUCAGAAACCCGCCGCCUUACCACGUCAUUCUCAUGGACAUCAACAUGCCCCUCCUCGAUGGAGUCGGCGCAACCAAGGAAAUCCGCAACGCAGGCGUCCAGACGCCAAUCAUCGCCAUGACGGCCAAUGCACUCAAGGGUCAAGCCGAGUUGUACCUGGCCAAGGGCAUGAACGGUUACGUCCCAAAGCCUGUCGAUAGGAACCUGCUCGUCAAAAUUCUGCUUAGCUGGCUCAAUUCAAAUGCUCCUUCACCUACCCAGCUUCGAGCGACGCCGUCGCCUCCGCCUGUGCCUUUGCCUUCUGAGGCUGCGCCAUCAAAUUCUCCACUCCCGCUUGCGCCUUUGCCUUCUGAGGCUGCGCCACCAAAUCCUCCACUCCCGCCUGCGCCCUCAGAGCCUGCGCCUUCGCAGCCUACACCUUCAGGGCCUGUGCCGUCGGAGCCUUCACCUUCUGAGCUUGCACAUUCCGAGCCUGCCGGCUGA